Molecule: messenger RNA, 1477 nt
Organism: Lotus japonicus
Lineage: Eukaryota; Viridiplantae; Streptophyta; Magnoliopsida; Fabales; Fabaceae
Exons: 9
Coding region: 126-1106 (326 amino acids)
Biological process (GO): transcription by RNA polymerase III
Cellular component (GO): RNA polymerase III complex
Molecular function (GO): DNA binding
Source: RefSeq, a predicted model, not a curated record
AUGUAGUAUAAAACGAUUGAUUGGACGUCAAAAUGAACAUGGCAAGUUUUAACAUAUAAUUCCAUCCGAGAGGUCCCGUCUUCGAAACCUCCAGAUCUGGUUUUGUUUUUCCCACCUCCAAAUCCAUGGAUCCAACCUCUCCAACUGGCCGAAAGCACAAGUUCACACCAAGAAAGCCCAAACCUCAGGCAAAGCCACCUAAAACUGAAGCGAGUGAUGAACGGGAAGAAGAAGAAGAAGAAGAAGAAGAAGAAGAUAGUGCUGCAGACAGAGCCACUCAAGCUCGCUUGCGUAGAUGGAAUAAGCAAAUUGCAAGUCGCAAGCCUGAAGCUGACAGGAAAUCUAGUGUGCAAGUUGCAUUUGGUCCUGGUGGUUCAUCACCUCCCCUGAGAACAUUUGGUGCUGGUAAGGGUACAAAUAGUGGUAAAAGCAGUGGAUCAGCAUCUAAAUAUUUUGCUGAUGAGCAGAAUGAUUUAACACAUUCUUCAAGUGCUAUUGGAGACGAAAAGGAUACUUCUGUCAUAGAUUUUACUGAUGAUGCCACUGAUGCAUCUACCUGCAAAAUCAAAAAACCAUAUAAGGAGCCAUGGGAUUACAACUCUAACUACCCUAUCACUCUUCCUUUGAGAAAGCCCAAUUCUGGAGAUCCAGAAAUUCUUGAUGAGGAAGAAUUUGGGGAGAAUGUGGAGUAUGAAGAUGAGGAUGCUAUUAAUCCUGCUGCAGAACUCGGGCUCUUGGAGAAGAGUGACCAACAAAGGAUGCUUUUUUUUGAGCUUCCUGCUCCUCUGCCUUUGGGAAAGAAAUCAGUGAGUCUGAAGGGGAAGGAGAAAGCUACAUCAACUACAGCAACAGGACAGCCCCCAAAACUAGGAACAUGUGCCAUGAAAGAUUUGCCAAAGGGAUUUCUGGGAAAAAUGCUGAUAUACAAAAGUGGAGCAAUCAAAUUAAAACUCGGAGAAAUCCUGUAUGAUGUGUCUCCAGGUUCAAAAUGUGAAUUUGCUCAAGAUGUUGUGGCGAUGAACACUGCACAGAAAGACUGCUGCGUUCUUGGGGAGCUUAGCAAAAAAGUUGUUGUAACUCCUGAUCUUGAUUCCCUUGAGCUGUAAAAGACUAACGCCAAAGUACUUGAUUAUGCGCCAUCUUAUGGGGAUAGUACAGAUACCUGGUGGUUCAUCUGAAUAGCGAUAUUUUGUGAAUACAUUUGACAACAAAUGCAUAGCUGAUUGGAGGUACAAAUUAGAUGCUAAACCUAGUAUUAGACAUUAGUGCCAAAUAUUAAGCAGAAAGAGUACUGUUUGUCUGUUAUUGCUUGGUACUUAGUAGGAAGUAGGAACAGUUAGCUUCAUAGUAAGUAAUAAUUCUGUUAUUGUUUGGUACUUGGUAGGAACAGUUAGCUUCAUAUAUGGUAAGUAAAUGAUUGACAAAUGCUGACAAUAUUCAUUUUGCUGCAAUGCUUUUGCUCCUUGAAUUAAUUGUA